Molecule: messenger RNA, 738 nt
Organism: Vigna umbellata (rice bean)
Lineage: Eukaryota; Viridiplantae; Streptophyta; Magnoliopsida; Fabales; Fabaceae
Source: RefSeq, a predicted model, not a curated record
AUGGAUAAGUAUCCAUAUUUGGAUUCUGAAAUAAAUUCUGAUUUUAUAUUGGAGUUUUCUUAUUUUUUAAAAGAAGUGGAUGAGGGUGAUUACACAGAUCAAUUUUCCACUGAUCAAAUAUUCCCAACACGCGCCGAUUUAAUUGAAUGGGUUCGAAAGAUUGCAUUUGAUCUUGGAUUUGUUGUUGUCAUUAUAAGAUCUGACACAGCAACUGGUGAAGCUGGUAGAAAGACAUUUAUUUUGUUAGGCUGUGAAAGAAGCGGGAAGUAUAGGAAGUAUAAGCCAGAUGUUCAACCUAGUGUCUCUGGUACGAGAAAAUAUGAGUGUCCGUUUAGGUUGAGGGGUAAACCUAAAGGAGAUGGUUGGGUGUUAAAGGUUAUGUGCGGCUAUCACAACCAUGAAUUAGCAGAGACUUUGGUAGGUCAUCCUUUCGCGGGUAGGUUAAAUGCUGCUGAACAAUCAAUUCUUGUGGACAUGACUAAUAGUCAAGUAAAGCCGUCAAAUAUUCUUUUGACUUUGAAAGAACAUAAUGAAGAUAACGUGAUCACGAUAAAGGAAAUAUAUAAUGUGAGGUACACGUACAAACGAUCUUUGAGAGGGUCUAGAACUGAAAUGCAGCAGUUGAUGAUGUUGUUAGAUAGAGACAAAUACAUCCAGAGAAGUAGAUGUUUGGACGAUUCUAACGUGGUCAUAUUUAUUAUAUCAGAUGGGAUAAGUAUCCUAUUGGAUCUGAAAUAA